Molecule: messenger RNA, 1371 nt
Organism: Canis lupus familiaris (dog)
Lineage: Eukaryota; Metazoa; Chordata; Mammalia; Carnivora; Canidae
Gene: ATP1B1
Product: ATPase Na+/K+ transporting subunit beta 1
Biological process (GO): intracellular potassium ion homeostasis; sodium ion export across plasma membrane; intracellular sodium ion homeostasis
Cellular component (GO): sodium:potassium-exchanging ATPase complex
Molecular function (GO): ATPase activator activity
Source: RefSeq, marked validated
GCCGCGGCGGGUGCAGCCUGCGGAGAGCGGGGCGCGGGCCGCCGACCAGCAGCCGGGGAGGACGCGAGGGCGCGCGCCGCACUCACCCACCCUCAGCCCCCGCGGCAGCCGCUGACCCGCCACCAUGGCCCGCGGAAAAGCCAAGGAGGAGGGCAGCUGGAAGAAAUUCAUCUGGAACUCGGAGAAGAAGGAGUUUUUGGGCAGGACCGGUGGCAGUUGGUUUAAGAUCCUUCUGUUCUACGUGAUAUUUUACGGCUGCUUGGCUGGGAUCUUCAUUGGGACCAUUCAAGUGAUGCUGCUCACCAUCAGCGAAUUCAAGCCCACAUACCAGGACCGUGUGGCCCCACCAGGAUUAACACAGAUUCCUCAGAUCCAAAAGACUGAAAUUUCCUUUCGCCCUAACGAUCCCAAGAGCUAUGAGGAAUAUGUGCGCAACAUAGUCAGGUUCCUGGAGAAGUACAAAGAUUCAGCCCAGAAGGAUGAAAUGAUUUUUGAAGAUUGUGGCAAUAUGCCCAGCGAAAUCAAAGAACGAGGAGAAUUUAACAAUGAACGAGGAGAGCGGAAAGUCUGCAGGUUCAAGCUUGAGUGGUUGGGCAAUUGCUCCGGAAUCAACGAUGAGACUUAUGGCUACAGAGACGGCAAACCGUGUGUCCUAAUAAAGCUCAACCGAGUUCUGGGCUUCAAACCUAAGCCUCCCAAGAAUGAGUCCCUGGAGGCUUACCCAGUGAUGAAAUACAGUCCUUACGUCCUGCCGGUUCAGUGCACUGGCAAGCGAGACGAAGACAAGGAUAGAAUUGGGAACGUGGAGUAUUUUGGCCUGGGCGGCUACCCGGGCUUUCCUCUGCAAUAUUACCCCUACUACGGCAAGUUGCUCCAGCCCAAGUAUCUGCAGCCCCUGCUCGCCGUGCAGUUCACCAACCUCACCAUGGACACUGAAAUUCGCAUCGAGUGUAAGGCUUACGGGGAGAACAUUGGUUACAGUGAGAAAGACCGUUUUCAGGGACGCUUUGAUGUAAAAAUUGAAGUUAAGAGCUGAUCACAAGCACAAAUCUUUCCCACUAGCCAUUUAAAAAAAGUUAAAAAAAAGAUACAAAAAACAAAAACCUACUAGUCUUGAAUAAACUGUCAUACGUAUGGGACCUACACUUAAUCUAUAUGCUUUACACUAGCUUUCUGCAUUUAAUAGGUUAGAAUGUAAAUUUAAAGUGUAGCAAUAGCAACAAAAUAUUUAUUCUACUGUAAAUGACAAAAGAAAAUAAAAAUUGAGCCUUGGGACGUGCCCAUUUUUACUGUAAAUUAUGAUUCCAUAACUGACCCGUAGUAAGCAGUGUUUCUGGCCCCUAAGUAUUGCUGCCUUGUGUAUUUGAUUUA